AUGGCGUCGUGGUUGCAUCUCACUUCGGAUUCAGGUGGUUGGUGUCUCGAGGAUAGUGGAAGGUUGCGCCAGGCUGUGCAGUCGAUGAAGCACCCUACAGCUCAAUAUCCAUUGAUAGUAUAUUUGCUAGGAGGCCCAUGCAAAAGACAGGCUCUCCGUGUUCUUCUCCCGUACAACAACACCGCUAGACAAGGGUCAUGGGGAAUCUCAAAUCUUCAUCUCCGUAAUAGUAACAUAGAAACUGCAUAUCCAGAGAUCUUCAUUGACGGGAUCCUCGAGGCUAACACGCGGCGUCCCUGUCGGACAUCUAAACGCAAUGACCCGACACUUGUCCGCCAAUAUCGCAUCCAUCGUAUGCAGUAUCAAUCGUACGCUCAUGUCCGAGAUCACAUUUUUCAUCAAUGUAUACUCCCAUUCAUCCAAGUGCUGUGUAUCUUUGCCGAUGAACUGCAGGAGCCGGAAGUUUUGGAAAAGUCGCUGUCAGAUUUGGCGUCGACAGCCUGUCGCAAUGAAGCUGCAGCUCAGCCUCACCUGUUAGUUGUCUUGACGGAUCCCAACAACACAUCCCAGAAAGAUGAGGUCGUAACGAAAUCCCCAACCUUCGACAAAAUUCGGCGAUCACAAUUGAGAUGGGCAGUAGUGGAUUUACGGGACCGCGUGGAGCUCUCUGCGGUGGCUCGGUUUGAGCCACUGCGGUUGAAAAUGCGGCAGGAGCUUGAGACGGCAAGAAUAGUUAGUGAAGACAGACGACUCCUAUUCUGCGCCACCCAUCUCGAGGCGCUGAUGCAAAAAGCAGUCAAGCACGCGGCCCAAGGUUCGCGCCAGAAGUUCGACAUCAUCGCUGCAGCGAGAGCAAAUAAUCCAGUUCCCCAAGGCAUUGAAUAUCAUUUGACGAACUUUCUCCGCCUUGCCACACAACACGGGCUACCUCGGACGGAUAUCGUGACACUGGUAGCCUCGGCGUUGGCAGUUGAUGCGUAUCCGCCCAAUAUGCACGCAUUCGAUCCAAGAACGAUCUUCCGUCGACUUUAUGCUCGCCACUGCCACGCAGUCUGGAGGGCGAAUUCUCAGGCAAUGGAGGAGUGCGAGACCGUAGAAAGCUUCUUUGCAUCAUUUGCCAGUCGGAUCACUCGGUUUCAUCGACCGGUUGACCUUCGAAGGCGCAUUCUCGGAUAUAACCUGGGAACGUGGGCGCCGCUAAAAACCAACCUUACAUGCCUGUAUUGCCUCCUUCGAGGAACGUGCGAGGUGUUACCAUGCGGACACGCGAUCUGCGAUGUCUGCAUUCGUCGAUUUGCGGCUCCAGGGGCGGGGGAAUAUCUCUUCCGCUUGGAAACAUGUGACCUGUGCCAGUCAACCUUCACCUAUACGGUCAGGCAAGUGCCUCCCACCCAACGUCCGAACAUCCUGGUGCUCGACGGCGGGGGCGUCCGAGGUAUCGUGACCCUGGGAUAUCUCCGAGAGUUGGCAAGUUUGAGAAAUUGGUUUCAGCUGGUUGUUGGGACAAGCGUCGGCGGCCUGAUCGCCAUCUAUGAGUAUAUCGAGAACUAUUCCCCGGAGCAAGCACUGGAAGCCUUCGUGCCUUUCGCCCGUCUGAUCUUUCCACGCAAACAGCGGCUCCCAGGGCCGAUCGAUUUCUUUGGCAAUCUAGCGCGCAACCUACUCUCAGACGGUAGCUAUAACUCUGAGACUUUGGAUAGUAUCCUGGCAGAAGCAUUUGGAGAUCAGAGGAGACUCUACGAGGCAUCCAGGCACUCCCAGGGUGGUUGCCGCGUCGCCAUCACAGCUAGCCAGGUUGAGAAAAACGGUGAGCUGUGUUUGUUUACUAACUAUCGCGGUCCGGAACGACCGGAGGGGCUGACUUCAUACGAUGUAAUGGCUCCGGCGAAUGUGGAUGACGAGCCCUUCCUAUGGCAGGUGGCCCGGUGUGCUGUGGCAGCACUUGGAUACUUCCAAACAAAGCGGCUUGCCGGUUUAGGAACAUUUCAAGAUGGAGGAAUCUGUGCCAACUGCCCGGUGAGAGUUGCCCUUCGUGAGAGUUCACUCCUGUGGCCACAUUCCAAGCGGCCGAACGUAGUGGUCAGUAUCGGAACGGGUUACCUCGACAGGAAGGAGGAGGAGAAUGUGUCUAUCGCUCAUCAUCUGCCCCGUGUCGUCUCCGACAUCUUAUCGCAAGGUUAUAUCAAGAGAGCAAAAGACGCUUUCCUGAAUUCGGCAGCAGUCGACGGCACUCACGGAUGGAAAGAGGCGCGAGAUAGCAUUCCGGACGACCUGAGGAACGACGUAUUCCGUCUCGACGUUGCGCUCCCACAACUCCCGGAGCUCGAUGACGCGGGUAGCAUCGAUGGACUCGCGUCUCUUUCCUAUGAGAUUCCAAAAAGUCUGAUCCACAGUCUACUAUCAACAUCCUUCUUUUUCGAGCUAGACACUAAGCCUCUGUUCAGCAGGCAGUCUAUUCGCUGUGAAGGGUCGAUCUUGUGUAGUAGAGACAGCUCUCGUCAGGUAUUAACACGGAUAGAGAGUGAGAUCCCGGGUGCAGUAUUCAUGACUGACCUUGGCGAGAAUCUGGGAAUGGUGCAGGUGCACGACGGCUGUGAGAAGUGCGGAUACUACAGAAAGCGCGUGACAUUCGGCAGGCAGAAUUCGGUCGUCCAGAUCAUUGUCUUGACCGGUGGCCUCCUCUGCGCCAAUGUUAUUGUGCGAGGAGGGGGAAACGAUGUAGAGUAG
Messenger RNA from Talaromyces stipitatus ATCC 10500, 2727 nucleotides. RefSeq lists its product as uncharacterized. The transcript has 5 exons. Gene Ontology annotation, cellular component: membrane. The record is from RefSeq and is a predicted model, not a curated record. Gene Ontology annotation, biological process: arachidonate metabolic process. The coding region runs from base 1 to 2727 and encodes 908 amino acids. Lineage: Eukaryota; Fungi; Ascomycota; Eurotiomycetes; Eurotiales; Trichocomaceae.